Molecule: messenger RNA, 2438 nt
Organism: Rhipicephalus microplus (southern cattle tick)
Lineage: Eukaryota; Metazoa; Arthropoda; Arachnida; Ixodida; Ixodidae
Gene: eIF2Bepsilon
Product: eukaryotic translation initiation factor 2B subunit epsilon
Cellular component (GO): eukaryotic translation initiation factor 2B complex
Molecular function (GO): guanyl-nucleotide exchange factor activity; translation initiation factor binding; translation initiation factor activity
Source: RefSeq, a predicted model, not a curated record
GUAUGAGUUGACAUGUCACUCGAUAAGAGACCAGCCUGUCAUAUCACAAACGGUUGAUCGCCUACAACAAGCCCGCAUACUUAGAAAACGGUGCAUCCUACCGACUCACCUUUCACGGCCCCAUUUCACGGUGCCGGCGCUGCGUUUUCGCCAGUGGUUAUACCGGCACAAAAAUAUGCAACUCUUAACAAGGUUCACUUGUAUUGUUUCUGUAUCAAAGCAUCAGUGAUUAGUACUCGACUUAGAGCAAUGCUUAAAGAAACACAGAAACAAGAAACAUAUUUUUGAAUGAACGAGGAAUGGCCAUAGACACCGUAAAGAUGGUGGCCGCCACGGGCAAGAAAGUCGGCAGGAGCGAUCUGAAACAAGAAGAAAUACUUCAAGCUGUCGUGACUGCCGACAAUUUUAACGACAGGUUCGCGCCCAUCACAAAAGAACAUCCAUGGGUGCUCAUGCCACUUGUCCAUCGGCCGCUCAUCGACUACACGCUCCAAUAUCUGAGCAACGAGGGCGUCCAGGAGACCUUCGUGUUGUGCCGGUCACAUGCGGACAAGAUCAGGGACUACAUCAAGGAGUCCAAAUGGUCCGAUGCAGAAAGCAAGAUGAGUGUAAACGUGCUGUCCUCGGAGGACUACCUGUCGGUGGGUGACAUGAUCCGUGACCUGGAUGCCAAAGCUCUCAUCCGCUCAGACUUUGUCCUGCUGGACGGGGCUACCGUGGCGAAUGUGCCGCUGCGACCCAUUAUCGAGGAACAUAGGAAGACAAUUGCAAGAGACAAAGGUGCCUUGAUGACCCUGAUCUAUCGGCGGCUGCCCCCAUGGCACCGGCGCCGGUGCCAAGAGGACGACAGCGCGAUGGCCCUUAAUCCGGAGACGGGCAAGCUCCUGCACCACAUCAAGACCAGCUCAACCAACAAGUGCGACUUUCCCCUGAGCAUCUUCCAGGAGCAUUCGCGGGUGUCCCUUCACCACGGCCUACAGGACUGCCGCCUGGCCGUGUGCUCGCCGCAUGUGCCCCCCAUCUUCGCUGACAACUUUGACUACCAGACGCGCCUUGACUUCGUGCGUGGCAUCCUCGAGCAUGAAGAGAUUAUGGGCAACUCAAUUUACACACACAUCAGCGACAGUUGCUACGCGGCUUCAGCUUGCAACCUGGUCAUGUAUGACGCCAUCAGCCAGGACGUACUGCAGAGGUGGAGCCAUCCGCUCGUGCCCGACCGGUUUAUUGAGGAGAAUGGCCCAUCGUGUGUCUACCACCGGCACAACAUUUACAAGCCCACCACAGGACUGCAACUCUCAAGAAGCUGUGUCCUGGAGUCCAGCACAUUUGUCGGCUCUGGCACCAAGAUAGGGGACAACACUGUGGUGGCUAAUUCGGUGAUUGGCCGCAACUGCACCAUCGGCCACAAUGUGCAUCUGCGCAAUGCCUACCUGUGGGACAAUGUGGUCGUGGAGGACAACUGCCGCCUGCAGCAGUGUCUGUUGGCCAGUGGUGUGGUCUUAAAGCGCAAUGUCACUGUGACACCCGGAUGUGUGUUGUCCUUCGGGGUGGUGGUGGGACCGGAGAUCAAGUUGAAGGAAGGCACUUUGCUCCAGCCCACACCCGACACGGACGGCUUUGAGGAUGAGCCAGCACAGGUUGAAGAGUGCGACCCAUCCUUGGUGGGCAAGGAAGGGCUUGGCUUCCUCUGUCGCCCAGAGGAUGAGGAUGAUGAUGAAGAUGAUGAUGAGGCUCUGCCUGAGGACGUCUGGGGAAAGUCACCACCAUCUCUGGAGGACGAGGACAGUGGACCCGAAGAGGACGACCUCUCCUCGGACGGCACGGCAUCGCCUGUUGACGACACAAAAUUGUUCUACAGCGAGGUUGUGGAGAGCCUGCAACGGGGUGUCGAGGAGAACGUCAAGUGCGACAACCUCAUCCUCGAGAUCAACUCAUCGAGGUACGCAUACAACAUUGCCAUGCGGGGAGUGAUAGCAGUCGUGACACGGGUGGUCUUGGAGAUGCCCCUGCUACUCGUGACCUCGACGGCGGGCAGCGGUGGCGGUGAGGCAGCGACUCAGCCGAGCGUGGCUGAGUAUGGCAGAAAGCUGCGAGAGUGUCUUGCCCAGUUCCAUGCCCUUCUCCGCAACUACGUCCGUGAUCCCGAGUCCAUGGCCGACUGCCUGCUGGGGCUUGAGGAAUUCAUCGCACUGCACGAGCAGUACUCCACGGCCGUCGGGGGAAUUCUCAAGUGGAUGUACGACCGGGAGUUGGUCUCCGAAGAAUCCAUCGUCCACUGGUUUCAGGAGCACAGCAUCAGCACCCCUGGCCCCGCUGGGCUGGUCAGGAAAGCAGCUGCGAAAUUCGUACAGUGGCUGCAGGAAGCCGAAGAAGAAAGUGAUGAAAGCGAAGAAGAAAGCGACUAGUUCGAAUAAAUUAAUACUGAAGCCUUCACACAA